Messenger RNA from Megalops cyprinoides (Indo-Pacific tarpon), 4068 nucleotides. RefSeq names its product LHFPL tetraspan subfamily member 3 protein-like. The record is from RefSeq and is a predicted model, not a curated record. NCBI's taxonomy places the organism in Eukaryota, Metazoa, Chordata, Actinopteri, Elopiformes, Megalopidae. Gene Ontology annotation, biological process: sensory perception of sound. The coding region runs from base 747 to 1427 and encodes 226 amino acids. Gene Ontology annotation, cellular component: plasma membrane. The transcript has 5 exons.
GCAGCGACGGUGCGCAGCCCGUGUGACAUGCGUGCGCUCAGGCAGAGAAGGGGCAGCUGGUGGAAGAGUUGCCACUGCUGGGUUCUGUGGAUCAGGGCCCGAACCGGGUCAGUCUGGGAUCCGCGGGCGUGCCUGGAGUGUGCGUCUCUCUGCGUUUAUCAUUGAGGCUGCGUUAUCACCGCCGUCCCCCCAGCCAGCGCGACAGAACGAAGCUCCGUGCGAAGGAGCAGCAGACCCAUCCGGACACGAGCAACGGCUCGGCCAGGGAAAGGGCGCAGACCGUGUUAGGAAGCAGGUCGGUGCAUCUCAAUCCCUGUGUCAGUUAACAUACUGGCAGAAUAAACAGCGGAGCUCUUUUAUCUGAAAUCAAUCACAGCUCACGCACGGCUGUUUUUCCCCUCGUCUUCACCCGACGUGUGAAAUGAGGAUUAACGAAAUUGUGUUGCUACACUGGCGCUGUUCUGUCAUACGAGCCGGAGAAAGUCGGAUUUUGUUGAAUACAGGUGUUCUUUGAGGUGGAAAAAAAUAGAAACAAAAAGAGGCGGACGGAAUACGAUAUAAAUCUGAAGAGAAUACCUACCAAAAACACCGGUUUCAUCACUUGCCAAAAAUGACGCUUCUCGCUCUCUGGCCUCAGAAAUUAGUCAAAGGAUUCUGAAGGUUGUUCAGAAAAAAUUAUCUCCGUAGCAACCGCGGGACUGCGUCUGAUUCUAAGGUCAAUAAAUCCAUCUGAACUGGUGUGAAAUAUGGUACCCGGAACUCCUGCAGCGAUGCUUCCAGCCGCAGAAGCUGCCAAGAUCUACCAGACCAAUUACAUUCGGAAUUCCCGCGCCAUCGGAGUUCUGUGGGCCAUUUUCACCAUCCUGUUCGCAAUCGUCAACGUGGUGUGCUUCAUCCAGCCGUACUGGAUUGGGGACGGCGUGGACACGCCGCAGGCCGGCUACUUCGGCCUCUUCCACUACUGCAUCGGGAACGGGCUGUCGCGGGACCUGACGUGUCAGGGGAGCUUCACUGAGUUCAGCUCCAUCCCCUCAGGCGCCUUCAAGGCCGCGUCCGUCUUCAUCGGCAUGUCCAUGGUCCUGGUCAUCACCUGCAUCGUCUGCUUCGCGCUCUUCUUCUUCUGCAGCACCGCCACCGUCUACAAGAUCUGCGGCUGGAUGCAGCUCGCCUCCGGUACGUGCCUGGUUCUGGGCUGCAUGAUCUUCCCUGACGGCUGGGACUCGGACGAGGUGAAGCGCAUGUGCGGGGAGCAGACGGAUAAGUACACGCUGGGGGCGUGCUCAGUGCGCUGGGCCUACAUCCUGGCCAUCAUGGGCAUCCUGGACGCCCUCAUCCUGUCUUUCCUGGCCUUCGUACUGGGCAACCGGCAGGACAGCCUCAUGACAGAGGAGCUGCUGGGUGACAGCAAAGAGAGUGGACAUGCCUAAUACACAGGUUUGCUGGUGCCCAGUAGGGGCCAGUCUCAACGUAAUUUCACUUUCCAGCUUGUUACCCAUGGUUCUGAGGGUUGGAGUCUCUCCACAGCUGUGGGAGGAAAUGAUGUAAAAGAAGAGACAGAGGGAAGGAAGAGAGGAGAGGGAGAGAGGAGAGUGAGACAAGGGAAGGAGAGAGAGAUGGAGAGAGGGGAGAGAGAGGAAAGAGUUGUGUGAUGAAGUGAAGAGUCACCCUACAGCACCCAGAGGCCCCAUUAUCUUGUACAGACUUUGUACAGUAGAGUUUAGAUUAGAGUCACCUGCAUUAAAAGAUAUGGCACCACACUGAACACACACAUACUCAUCAAGGCAUCCUGCAGACAGGGGACCUUGUGUUAAAUAAAACAAAUACAGUAACAACACAGCAUAUUUCUACUAUGUUUCUCACAGUCAUGUCCUAGUUAGUAUGAAAAGUUAAUUCUCUUAUGUGGGUGUCAGUGUAUUUUUGGUGUUUCUGUUUAUUGACUUAAUCUGACUGGCUUUCUCUCGACUCAAAGUGGAGUCUGACCAGUUCAGUACCAGUAUAACUAAACUCAGCUGAGCGUGCUCGUGCUCGAAAUGUGGAAUCUGAAAGUAUAACUGCAUUGUACUGAGUGUGCUCUAAAGGUGGAGUCUUCGGUUCUGUAUUAUAGUAUAACCUCAUUCUACCGAGCUUGCUCCGAACGUGGAGCCUGAUUGGUUCUGUACCACAGAAUAACCACACUGGACUGAGCGUGAAGUCAUGUGGUAGGCCUUCAUGUCUGGCCCUGACAGACAGACAGCAGCUGGCUCUCAGGCUCCUGACAGCCACAUGGGGAUGCAGGAGCAGAGACUCUGGGAUGGCUGGACUGAACAGGAAGUUUAAGGAAGAGGAGAGCAACAGGUGAACUGAGCCCCCCAUCCCCCCCCCCCCAUCCCCCAUCCAACAGUGAGAGAUCUAACCUGUAUUUACACUGAACGUGAAACCGAAAGCUGGACCACACUCUAAAUAUUUUUACUGUUUUCCUCCUGGCAGUGACAACACAGACAGAUCACCACAUUGAAGAGUCCAUGUGCUUAUACUACAGACAUUUCAGUGUACUGAAUAUAUUCACUAUAUAUGUUAAUCCGUAUAUUUUGUCUUAAUGAAUCUGGAUUAUGUCGGUGACACACGGUAUUGUAAAAAUAUUGAUAUAGUUUAGUUUCUUGUGCCAUACGAUAUAUUUUGCCAAUACUGUUGUGUUUACAGUGUGUCUCCUGUGUGUGAACCAUACCAGAUUCAGCCAGGCUGGGUCUGUCCUUACAGCACUACAAGCCCUCAGUUAGGGCAGGGAAGCCAAUCUUCUCUUCAGUCCUCCUACAGCACUGCACUCCUCUCACUCUCAGUCUCUCCCUGGACUAAUGUUGACAGAGUUAAAGCCAGAUGUUCGGAUUGGUCAAAAUCUGGAUGGAGCGCCAGCAGAAAGCUGAAAUGACCUCUGAUGUGGAAGGCUGGUUUCACAUGUCUGUCUGAGAGGCACGUGAUAACUUUCACUGCAGCUCCAAGCACUGUGAGGGAGAGGAGCUGCCCGCUCCACCAAACACAGGCUCUGUGUGUGUGUGUGUGUGCUUCAAGUGCCGUCCCCAUGGAGAUGAAGGAAGCAAGCCCCUGAGACAGAGCUGUCAGAUUCUUGCAGCAGUAAGAAAGACAGGGCCGCCUUUUUUCCAUUGAGUGCUGAGGAGGCUGAGGAACCAGCCCUGCUGCCCUCGCAUGGGAAAUUAGGAGCAAAGGAUUCUGGGAUUUCGAGAUCAUUUCAAUACUCACAAGCAAGGAGGAUUCUCUUGGCCCAAGAGGGAGAGUGACCGUGUAAGGGAGACUGACAGUAUAAGAGAGGCUUGAUUCAGACAGGGGGGCGGCAGACAACAGAGACAGCGAGGCCUACAAGAAUCUUGGCCCUUCUUCCUCAGCCUGCACUCUGUCAGAGCAUGCAACGUGCUCCUUUUCAGGCUCUCAGCUUGUGGUGUCAGGAGAUGGCAGGAGAGCAAGCUGACACUUAAACGUGGUGACCCGCUGUGACUCAGCUGCAGUGGAGAUCUCAGCACUGCAGAGGAGAUCACGGAGCUGCAGAGGGGUUAGCAGUGUGUCCUCACUCAUGUAUUUAAGACACGGUCACACACUGAAGGUGCUCAUUCUGGUGAGUAGCCACACACACACACACACACACACACACAGGCUCCAUGGGCGUAAAUUACGGGGGGGAUGGGGGGGUUGUAACCGCCCCAGUAAUCAAAACCGGCCAAUACAACCCCCCCAAAUAAUCAUAUUCAUGGAGACCUCAACCCCCCUAAUGUUCAACCCAAACUUUUCCCUUCCUUUGCUUUCUGUGAGCACGGCAUUGUGUGGAAAGUUACUGAUCCCGUAAAGGGCAAAGUUAUGUUAUUAUACUCAUUUGACCUGUAGUAUACAACAGGUCAAAUGAGUAUAACAAGCGGUAAUAAACUGCAAAUUGAACCCUCCCUCCUUCUUUCUAUUUCUUUCUCAAAGCUUCCAGGAGUGCAGUGCCUCAGCAGAGACUGAACAGGAGGGUGUGUUGUGGAGACCGUUGUGUGUAUGGAUCAGGGAGGGAGAAGAGCUUAUAGCUGAUGAGUGACCUGGGGC